AUGAACGGCCUGCAUGGUCUGCCAGGUUGGAAAUGGCUUUUCAUUAUUUCUGGCAUUAUCACUCUGCCUGUUGCUGUCUACGGAUACUUCUUCUUCCCCGAUACACCCCAUACGACCACCGCAUUCUAUCUUAGCGAAGAAGAAAUUGCUCUUGCAAGAGAACGAGUGCCAAUUCACGAGGUUGACAAGACGGAGAGCAUCCUCUCCAGGUCUUUCCUCUCUAGGGUGGUCCACUCCUGGUACUUCUACGCCUUCUGCUUCCUGUGGAUUCUGGGCAACUGCUCCGAAUCGCAGUCUAACCAGUCACUUCUCAACCUAUACAUGCAAGCUCAUCCGACAGAGAAGUACAAUCUUUACCAACGCAACAACUAUCCCACUGGUGUACAGGCCAUGGGCGUGACGAGCACCCUGUUGUGGGCCACGUCAACCGAUAUCUGGGGUAGGCGAUGGCUGUCGGGUUACUACGUCUCCUUCACGGCCAUUGCCAAUGCAGCAAUCAUUCUCGCCCCAACUUCGACGGCAGCCAAGUUUGGGGCUUACUACUGGGCUGGCUCGAUCUACUGCAUUCAAGCCACCUUCUUCGCGUGGGCCAAUGACUCGAUGCGAAACGAGUCGCCGAGACUACGAUCCUGCGUUAUCGCAUGCAUGAAUGCGGCUGGCAACUGCUUCCAAGCUUGGUGGCCACUCAUCUUCUACAGGGCCGAUGACGCUCCAGAGUUCAGGAAAGGAAUGAUUGCCAUGAUCGCUGUAGGGACAACCAUGGCGAUUUGGGUCACAGUUCUUAUCUUGGUCGAAAAGCGGCGAGCGAAGACGGAGCUUCAGGUCAUCGAGGCUGUUGCAGAAGAGCGAAGUCUGGGGUCGGAGGGGCCUACGAAGGUUAACUCCGCGAGGUUGGACAGCCAGAUCUCCGACAUUAAGCCGUCUUCACACUGA
Messenger RNA from Colletotrichum fioriniae, 933 nucleotides. RefSeq lists its product as uncharacterized. Gene Ontology annotation, cellular component: plasma membrane. Gene Ontology annotation, molecular function: pantothenate transmembrane transporter activity. Gene Ontology annotation, biological process: pantothenate import across plasma membrane. Lineage: Eukaryota; Fungi; Ascomycota; Sordariomycetes; Glomerellales; Glomerellaceae. The record is from RefSeq and is a predicted model, not a curated record.